Fusarium redolens is the source of this 4101-nucleotide messenger RNA. Its product is annotated as ABC-2 type transporter-domain-containing protein. Gene Ontology annotation, molecular function: ATP hydrolysis activity; ATP binding; ABC-type transporter activity. Gene Ontology annotation, cellular component: membrane. The transcript is spliced from 3 exons. Gene Ontology annotation, biological process: transmembrane transport. The record is from RefSeq and is a predicted model, not a curated record. Lineage: Eukaryota; Fungi; Ascomycota; Sordariomycetes; Hypocreales; Nectriaceae. The coding region runs from base 1 to 4101 and encodes 1366 amino acids.
AUGCGCGACAAGGACGAAGAAAUCGGCCAGAAGCCUCGCAAACUCGGCGUUACGUGGCAAAACCUUACCGUCAAAGGCAUAGGCAGCGACGCAGCCUUUAACGAAAACGUCGUCUCCCAAUUCUACCCUUUUCAUCAGAGUGCUGAAGAUGCUCCUAUGAAGACUAUAAUUGAUGGCUCUUACGGUUGUGUCAAGCCUGGAGAGAUGUUGCUUGUUCUUGGACGCCCGGGGAGUGGGUGUACUACGCUCUUGAGUGUUCUUGCGAAUAAUAGAAGGGGUUAUAAGGAGGUUACGGGAGAUGUUCAUUAUGGUAACAUGUCUGCUGAAGAAGCUAAAGCUUAUCGAGGACAAAUCAUCAUGAACACUGAAGAAGAGAUUUUCUUUCCCAGUUUGACAGUCGAAGCAACCGUCGAUUUCGCUGCUCGGAUGAAAGUCCCCUUCCAUCUCCCCCCCGGUAUCAAGACCCGCGAAGAAUACGCCCAAUUCUACAAAGAUUUCCUCCUUCGAUCCGUCAACAUCUCCCAUACAGCACACACCAAAGUCGGCAAUGCUUUCAUCCGUGGUGUUUCCGGCGGCGAGAGAAAACGCGUUUCGAUCGUUGAGUGUCUUACUACGCGAGCAAGUGUCUUCUGUUGGGAUAACUCUACCCGCGGUCUUGACGCCAGCACUGCGCUAGAGUGGGUACGAGCUAUAAGAGCCAUGACGGACAUUCUUGGUUUGACUACUAUCGUGACGCUGUAUCAGGCUGGAAAUGGGAUUUACGAGCAUUUUGAUAAAGUUCUUGUUCUUGAUGAGGGGAAGCAGAUCUUUUAUGGGCCGCAGAGAGAAGCUGUUCCGUUCAUGGAGGAUCUUGGAUUUGUGAGAGAUUCGGGAUCCAACCGGGGUGACUUUCUCACAGGUGUUACUGUUCCGACGGAGAGGCGUGUUGCGCCGGGGUAUGAGAAUACGUUUCCUCGUGAUGCGGAUGGUGUUCGCGCUGCGUAUGAUCGGUCGGUCAUCAAGACGAGAAUGAUAGAGGAGUGUCAGAGGUAUCCUACCAGUGACGAAACAGCUGAGAACACCGCUGUCUUUAAGGAGAUGGUAGCCCGCGAGAAGCAGAGAUACGUUCCUGCUUCCUCCCCUGUCACAGCAAACCUCGCCAUGCAAGUUCAAGCCGCUGUUACUCGACAGUAUCAGAUCAUGUGGGGUGACAAGUCAACUCUCUUCAUGAAGCAGGGCGCGACUCUCAUCCAAGCCUUUCUCGGUGGAUCGCUGUUUUACUCUGCGCCUGAUAACUCAGCUGGUCUUUUCCUGAAAGGCGGUGCUCUGUUCUUCUCAAUUCUGUACAAUUCCUUGUUGGCGUUGUCGGAAGUCACGGAUUCUUUUACGGGAAGACCUAUUCUUGCGAAGCAUCGGUCCUUUGCACUUUAUGACCCAGCGGCUGUUUGCAUCGCACAGGUCGUCGCUGAUUUACCCAUUCUGGCUUUCCAAGUCAUUCAGUUCGGUCUUGUUCUUUAUUUCCUCGUUGGUCUUAAGACUACAGCUAGUGCGUUCUUCACGUAUCUCGUCACCAAUUACGUUACCGCCUUGUCAAUGACGGCGUUCUUCCGCUUCAUCGGCGCUGCGUUUCCAACCUUUGAUGCAGCUACUAAAGUUUCCGGUCUUUCUAUCGUUGCGCUGUUUGUCUACAUGGGAUACAUGAUCAUCAAGCCUGAGAUGCAUCCCUGGCUAUCUUGGAUCUUCUGGAUCAAUCCCAUGGCGUAUGGGUUUGAAGCUCUUCUUGGGAAUGAGUUUCACGAUCAAGAGAUUCCUUGUGUCGGACCGUAUCUCAUUCCCAACGGUCCUGGAUAUGUCGGAGGGAAUGGUGGCCAGGCGUGUUCUGGCGUGGGUGGCGCUGAGACCGGUGCUGCCUUUGUCACAGGCGACGCUUACCUCUCGCACAUGUCAUUCAGUCACAGCCAUAUCUGGCGCAACUUCGGCAUCAACUGCGCUUGGUGGAUUCUCUUCGUUGGCCUCACAAUCUUCUUCACAUCGCGAUGGAAGCAAGUUGGCGAAGGUAGUCGAAACCUCCUCAUUCCUCGGGAACAACAGCACAAGUCCAAACAUCUCUUGCCCUCCAAGGACAGCGAAACACCAACUGAGAAGACGCGCGCUGAGAAUGGAUCAGGCGUGUCAGAUGGGGAGGUUGACACGAACCUCAUGCGCAACAAGAGCAUCUUUACCUGGAAAAACUUGACAUAUACUGUUAAAACCUCAGAUGGUGACCGCGUACUUCUUGAUAACGUGCAGGGCUACGUUAAACCCGGUAUGCUCGGUGCAUUGAUGGGUUCUUCAGGUGCAGGCAAAACAACACUCCUCGAUGUCCUCGCGCAACGAAAAACAGAAGGAUCAAUCCACGGAUCCGUGUUAGUCGACGGACGACCUAUUCCUGUUUCUUUCCAACGAUCAGCUGGGUAUGUCGAGCAAUUGGAUAUCCACGAGCCUUUAGCAACCGUUCGCGAAGCCCUCGAAUUCUCCGCCUUGUUACGCCAGUCUCGCGAUGUACCCACCGAAGAAAAGCUGCGCUAUGUCGAUACCAUCGUUGAUCUCUUGGAGCUAAAUGAUCUCGAACAUACACUUGUCGGUCGCCCUGGAAAUGGCUUGUCAAUUGAACAACGAAAACGUCUCACCAUCGCUGUUGAGUUGGUUGCGAAGCCCAGUAUUCUCAUCUUUCUCGAUGAACCGACAUCUGGACUCGAUGGCCAGGCUGCUUACAACACGGUGCGCUUCCUUCGAAAGCUCUCAGCAGCUGGACAAGCUAUUCUGGUGACAAUUCAUCAACCAUCUGCACAAUUAUUUGCGCAAUUUGAUACGCUGUUGUUGCUUACCAAGGGUGGAAAGACUGUGUAUUUCGGUGAUAUUGGCGACAACGCUGCUACGGUGAAGCAGUAUUUCGGUCGUUACGGCGCUCCAUGUCCACCUGAGGCGAAUCCCGCUGAACACAUGAUCGACGUUGUGUCGGGAGAGGAUGGACCAUAUAAGGAUACAGACUGGAAUCAGGUUUGGCUACAGUCGCCGGAACAUGACCAGCUCACGAAAGACCUGGACCACAUGAUUGAAGCAGCAGCGUCUCAUCCACCAGCUGUCAACGACGACGGUAACGAAUUUGCAGCGUCGAUGUGGACGCAGGUCAAGCUUGUAACGCACCGAAUGAACGUCUCUCUCUUCCGGAACACAGAGUACAUCGACAACAAAUUCGCUAUGCAUGUCAGUCUUGCGCUUCUAAACGGGUUUACGUUCUGGCAGAUUGGUGAUAGUUUGACAGAUCUUCAGCAGAAUCUGUUUACUGUAUUCAACUUUAUCUUUAUUGCGCCGGGUAUCAUCGCCCAGCUUCAGCCUCUCUUCAUUGAUAGAAGGGAUAUUUAUGAAGCCAGGGAGAAGAAGAGCAAGAUGUAUCACUGGGCGCCAUUCGUCACUGGCCUGAUUGUGUCGGAGGUGCCGUAUCUGCUUGUUUGUGCGCUGUUGUAUUACGUUUGCUGGUACUUUACUGCUGGUCUGCCCACUGGUGCCGGACAUGCAGGUAGUGUCUUUUUCGUCGUGGUCAUGUACGAAGGUCUCUAUACUGGCAUUGGUCAGAUGAUUGCAGCAUACACCCCAAACGCGGUCUUUGCGUCUCUCGUCAAUCCUCUGGUCAUCACCACUCUCGUCUCAUUCUGUGGCGUGAUGAUUCCUUACAGUCAGAUUGUACAAUUCUGGCGAUACUGGAUGUACUACAUCGAUCCCUUCAACUACCUUAUGAGUUCGCUCCUCAUGUUCACCACCUGGGACAAGCCAGUCCACUGCAAACCCCACGAACUCGCCAUCUUCGACCCUCCUUCCAACACCACUUGCGCCGACUACCUUUCCGAGUAUCAGAAUGGUAUGGGUAAAGCUACCAACCUCCUUAACCCGGAAGCCAUCGCCUCUUGUCAAGUCUGUCAAUACACGUCGGGCGAGGAUUAUCUUCGAACGCUGAACCUCAAGGAAGAAUACUACGGUUGGAGAAACGCUGGUAUUGUUGUUGUGUUUGUGAUUGGUAUCUACGGGCUCGUCUAUCUUAUGAUGAAGCUUAGGACCAAGGCUACCAAGAAGGCAGAAUCUUAG